Molecule: messenger RNA, 590 nt
Organism: Drosophila montana
Lineage: Eukaryota; Metazoa; Arthropoda; Insecta; Diptera; Drosophilidae
Product: sex-regulated protein janus-B-like
Exons: 4
Coding region: 111-539 (142 amino acids)
Biological process (GO): peptidyl-histidine dephosphorylation
Cellular component (GO): cytosol
Molecular function (GO): protein histidine phosphatase activity
Source: RefSeq, a predicted model, not a curated record
UUAAAAGUCAGUCGAGCUGUAGAUUUUCUACACAUCAGACAUUUUAACAAAUUCGUCUAAAUUUUUUCAGUUACUUUUUGGCGUUAAAAUUGUUUACCUGCUCAAUAAAAAUGAAGUUUUCAAAGCUCGCAAUUCCAUUCCGAACUUCAGGAAAUCAGCUGCUAAGAAACUUUACAAAUCAGAGGGCCGGGAAAGCACUCAUCACUGUACCAAAAAUUGAAAUCGCAGAUGGAAAUAUUCUUUAUUUGCUGAUGUCCAUUUACAUACACGGGGAAACGCUCUAUUCGAGGACAAUCGUGCGUGGACAGAAUGCGAAAAAUCAUGUUAGGGUAUACGAUCGUGUACGAAACGAAAUGGAGAGUCUCGGACUAUGUACUAAGGCGUUGGGCGGUGGCAUGAUGGACAUCGAUGAAGCGGCACGUACAAUGAAAAUUUACGGUAAAUGCAAGACCUUUGGAAGAGCAAAUCAUUAUAAAACUAAGGAAAUAAUGAGAGAAUCGCAAAAUUACAAAGAUUAUAAAAUUACUUUGGACCGAUAAUUUAAUGAGGCUGAACUUGGAAUAAAAAUGAGAACAGAAGUACAAAAUGUA